AUGGCAGACGCGCAAUAUUCAUUGGUGGUUUCCAUGCUUACGGCAGGAGGUCUUUUGGGCGCUUUAUCGGCGUCUUAUUUCAAUGAUCACUAUGGUCGAAGGCUGACGUUAUUCGGGACCAGCAUUUUGCUGGGACUGGGCUCGGCCAUUAUGACCUUGGCUGCGAGCGCCCAAGUGCUGAUGCUAGGACGAUUCAUUGCAGGCGUCGGCAGUGGUAUCGUAACGGUGGUGGUUCCGGCGUACAUUGCAGAGUGCGUUCCCAAAGCUAGCCGAGGGUUCUUUGGCAGUCUGAAUCAACUGGCAAUCGUCAUAGGCAUCUUGGUGUCCCAAGUCAUCGGCAUGCAGUGGUCCACGUUGGCUUCAUGGCGAUGGAUCCUAGGUAUGGGCGUGCUUCUGGCCGCCGCUCAGCUGAUCUUACUGCCUUUCUGCGUGGACUCUCCUCGUCAUCUUGCGUCGCAACCGGGCGGAUGGAGUCGUGCCAAGGCCUCCUUGUUGCGCCUACGAGGUCCGCCCAUAGAGAAAGUGGAGGAAGAAAUCAGCUUGUGGCGUCGCGAAUGGGCCGCCGAGACCGACAGCGAUCGAGACUCGGUUGAGGAGACCCCAGCAUCGUCGGCUUCUCAUCGUGUCGUGGAAGUAUCCCAUGUGCAGAAAGUGAAUAUUUGGAAGUUCUUGACCGGACCUCAGUAUCGUCGCCCAUUGUGUAUCUUGCUACUAUUGCAACUGGCUCAGCAGUUAUCCGGUAUCAAUGCCGUGAUUUUCUACUCGACUUCCAUCAUGUCAGCGGUGGUUCCUGAAUCUUCCAGUGUGAUUACCGUGUAUAUUUCCGUGGUCAACCUUGUGAUGACACUUGUCUCUGCGUACCUGAUGGAUCGUGCAGGUCGUCGCACUCUAUUCUUGUGGUCGACGGCCUUGAUGGCUUUCAUGUCCGGUUUAUUGGGCUGGAGUAUGCAACAUGGAUUCGAUCGAUUAUCGGCUGUGGCCAUCAUUGGGUUUGUGGCGGCUUUCGCCAUUGGCUUGGGUCCAAUUCCAUUCCUCAUGAUCCCUGAAAUUGUCGGUACUUCGGCGGCUUCCACUGCCGGUUCGAUUGCCCUCGCGAGCAACAUGAUCUCCAACUUCACUGUAGGUGCCGGAUUUUUGGGCCUUGCCAGCCUCAUUGGGCAAGGCCAGGUGUUUUAUCUGUUUGCAUCCAUGUUGGUCGUUUUGUGGUUAAUCGCGUUGCGCAUCCUGCCCGAGACAAAGGGUCGCAGUGCAGACGAAGUCGUUCAAUCAGGAUGGGCCAUUCACUCACCGGACUACCAGCUUUUAUCUCGUCACGAUGAACCCUAG
This is a messenger RNA of Radiomyces spectabilis, 1326 nucleotides long. Its product is annotated as general substrate transporter. The record is from RefSeq and is a predicted model, not a curated record. Lineage: Eukaryota; Fungi; Mucoromycota; Mucoromycetes; Mucorales; Radiomycetaceae. Gene Ontology annotation, molecular function: hexose transmembrane transporter activity. The transcript has a single exon. Gene Ontology annotation, biological process: monosaccharide transmembrane transport. Bases 1 to 1326 code for a protein of 441 amino acids. Gene Ontology annotation, cellular component: membrane.